CUUGGACUAUCUGGAGGACCGGCUGAAGAACUUUAAAUCUGCUACUGGAAACUUUUCCGUCUCUGUUGGCUGCAGCCAUGAAGUCCCGUCGAUCCAGCUGCACAGAUUCUGGAUCCGAAUCUUCAGAGACCGACUCCAAGACCCCAGAGAAAUUUGAGACGGCAACGAAGCGACGGAUGGCGGCCAAUGCCAGAGAGAGGAAAAGGAUGCAGGGUCUGAACACGGCCUUUGACUGCCUACGGAAAGUGGUGCCACAGUGGGGACAGGACAAAAAGCUGUCCAAGUAUGAAACCCUGCAGAUGGCCCUCAGCUACAUCGUGGCCCUCAACAGGAUCCUGACAGACACCAGGAGGCACGCAGCUCCGCACCAUCAGUGGCUGGACCUGCAGCCGGAAAACUACUCGUGCCUGAUGAGGUACGAGCAUCCUGCAGGGCAAGAGUUCCUCCACUCAUCCUUUCCUUACGAGUUCGACGGCCAUCACCUUCAUGCAUGAACCUCUGGUGGACAAUCGGUCAUGUUGGUGGACAAUGUGAAUGCCUUUCUUCUAGUCUGGAAGACAGUAAAUACGUUUGUAUUGCUUUAUUUCUGUUCUGUAUUUAUGUUGCAGUGAUUGAUUUUAUUUAAAAUCUUUUACAUGUUUUUUAAUAUAAAAAACAAGUCAUGUUGAGCAAAUUGUUGUUCAGAUAAUCUCCAGAAAAAGAGCUGAAGCAUCAUUUUACCCGAAUGAAGAUGUUUUAACAUUGAUACAUCCCCCCCCCCCCAAAAAAAAAAAAAAUCUAUGUGGUGCAAUCUUUGAUGAAAUGUGAGACAAUCAUUGUGGUCCUACAUGCAGAGUUAAGAUGCCACGUUUGUAGAGUUUAAAUAUAGAUUUUAUUUUUUUUCACAGACCUCUAUUUUGUUUAAAAGAUCUUGUAAAGAAUAAAAUUAUUUUGUAAGACACCCUUCUCCUUUUCGCUUUUAUUUAAGUGCCACAAACUGAAUGUAUUUAAAUGCUAUAUAGCAGAAAUACAGAUAACAGCAGAGAUGGAUUCAUGACCUAGGAUGGGCAGGUGGGCGGUGCUUCUUAUCUUGAAGUGGUGCCUCAAAUUUUAAAAGUCAAAAGAUGAUUUCAGUAUCUUGUUAUUGCUUUUAUCGUAUU
Cyprinodon variegatus (sheepshead minnow) is the source of this 1139-nucleotide messenger RNA. RefSeq names its product atonal bHLH transcription factor 7 (gene atoh7). Lineage: Eukaryota; Metazoa; Chordata; Actinopteri; Cyprinodontiformes; Cyprinodontidae. Gene Ontology annotation, biological process: neural retina development; regulation of DNA-templated transcription. The record is from RefSeq and is a predicted model, not a curated record. The transcript has a single exon. Bases 78 to 494 code for a protein of 138 amino acids. Gene Ontology annotation, molecular function: protein dimerization activity.